CUCAUACUGCUGGAUGUGAGAGCGGAGCUGCGCCCGGCAUUCGCACUCUGCUGCUGACAGCACGCACUUGAUGUAACUAUUUAAAACUGGCUCUUAAAGUCAGAUGCAAGACAAGAAUCGAUUAGAAUAAAUAAAAUAAACUUUGACUUUUGAUUCAGUCAAGUGAAAUUCUUUAGCAUCCUGCAUAGUUCGAGAACGCAGAACGCUUUGGCAUAAACGAGUAUGGACAGUUUCAGCAUGUUCGCGGAAAAGAUGCUAAACAUCAAGAAGUUGUGGAUAUAAACGGACAGAAGAACUGUGCUCAUUCGUAAAAUCCUAUGGCUUGAAGUUUCAGGCUUCUUCACUGGCCACAGCUCAUGGAUUUCCUCACGGAGUAUCCCUACAAUGACACUUAUUAUGACAACAGGACCGGGGCACUCAACAGCACAAGCUGUGAGGCCAAGCAUCAGUAUAACUACUAUGCCAUGCUCCUGACUCUCCUCAUCUUUGUCAUUGUCUUCGGCAAUGUGUUGGUGUGCAUGGCUGUCUCCCGAGAGAAAGCGCUGCAGACCACCACUAAUUACCUCAUUGUCAGCCUGGCGGUGGCAGAUCUUCUUGUGGCCACAUUAGUUAUGCCCUGGGUGGUGUACCUUGAGGUGGUGGGGGAGUGGCGUUUCAGUAAAAUCCAUUGUGACGUGUUCGUCACCCUGGACGUCAUGAUGUGCACAGCCAGCAUUCUUAAUCUGUGCGCCAUUAGUAUUGACAGGUACACGGCUGUUGCCAUGCCGAUGUUGUACAACACACGCUACAGCUCCAAGAAACGAGUCACGGUAAUGAUCUCGGUGGUUUGGGUGCUUUCGUUCACUAUUUCCUGCCCCCUGCUUUUUGGAUUAAAUAACACAGCUACACGGGAUGAGACCAUAUGUGAAAUAGCCAACCCUGCUUUUGUUGUCUACUCCUCCAUAAUGUCAUUCUACGUGCCCUUCAUCGUCACCCUUCUCGUGUACGUGCAGAUCUACGUGGUUCUUCGCAAGCGGCGAAAACGGGUCAACACUAAACGGAGCUGCCAGAAGACAGACUCAGAUGCUCAGCCCCCUCUCAAGGAAAAGUGCACUCAUCCUGAAGAUGUGAAACUGUGCACAGUUAUCAUUAAGACCAACGGGGGUUUACCUGCCAAAAACAAGAAAGCACAGCUGAUAAAGGAGGUCCUGCACCAAGGUGCUGAUGUUGGAGUGGACAUCGUGGCAGGCACCAGCCCUCCCGAGAAAAAGAAACUGGCAUCCACUCUGGUCGUCGACCUGCUGCCCAACCCAAGUCCAAUCCAUGCCUCUCCCGCCCAUGGUGAAUGCCAGUCAAAUGGAGAUGAGAAAAAUGGGCAUACCAAGGAGGUUCAGACCCCUAAAGAAGCCAAACCUGUUGAAACUCAGGCACUGCCCAAUGGCAAAACCCGAACUACAGUGACCAAAACCAUGAGCAAGAGGAAGAUUUCGCAGCAUAAAGAAAAGAAGGCUACUCAGAUGCUGGCUAUUGUUCUAGGUGUUUUCAUUAUUUGCUGGCUGCCCUUUUUUAUUACUCACAUUUUGAAAACUCACUGCACAAGCUGCGUGGUGCCACUGGAAAUGUACAAUGCCUUCACUUGGCUGGGAUAUGUAAACAGCGCCGUCAACCCCAUCAUAUAUACCACUUUCAAUGUGGAGUUCAGAAAGGCUUUCAUAAAGAUAUUGCACUGCUGAGGACAUUAUUCACUGCACGCAUAGAGGAGGUGGAGAUGGAGGUUUUCGAAAGAGGUUAGUGCCAUCUUUCAACGCCAUGUGAAAUGAGGGAUUUACAAAGCCAUGCUUUUAGGGCAGAGCAGAAGAACUCAUUACAGAAAAUGGAGGUUCAAAUGAAUGUCACCGUAGAAUUUUAUUUGCGAAUUUCCAUUAUUUCUGCCAGCGGAGUGCACAUGUGAACGUGUUUAUUCUCUUUGGCACUGGAGUGUAAAUGUGAUUAAUUGUAGAAUUGAAGUAAAUUUGAAAUGAUCAGUAAUUGGAUCUUGCCACAAAGACUUUUACACAAGCGGAGAUCUGAAUGUCGUAAUUACAUCAUUAUAUCAAUUUAGUGGCAAUUUAGUUUACAAAGUGCUUGCAGCUCUGUUUAUUCAAGUAAUUAUUUAAUCACCAAUCUAUUUAUUUGUCUGGGAACUUGUUAAUUAAGAGAUAGAUAUUGUAAAGGAAAAUACGUAAGGUGAAAAUGCCAUUCAUGGUUUUAUAAAGCCAGGACUCAAAGAUAUUAAAGGUGCACUCAGUAAUGUUUUGUUUCUCAGAUGUUUGGACUGUCAUUCUGACGGCAUCCAUUCACUGCAGAGGAUUCAUUGGUGAGCAAGUGAUAUAAUGCUAAACUUCUACAAAUCCGUUUCGGUGAACUAACAAACUUAUCUACAUUUUGGAUGGCCUGAGGGUUAAUAAAUGUUAAGCAAUUUUGGGGUUAACUAUUCCUUUAAGAAAAAGGUUUCAAUUAACAAUGCGUCUUGUAGAAAUGUGCUGUUUGUGGUCAUUUGUGUAUAAAUUAUUUCAUGAGCUAAUGAUAAUAGCCAAAAUAAACUAGUAUCUGUCUGGUCAUGUGAUCUCAGCAUGUCUGCCCAAUUAGGUACCCACUCGCUCCACACUUUUUAUCAGAGCAUACAGUAUAAUUUUUUUUUUAGUUAUUACUUUGUGUAAAAUGUUUUUAAGAACAAUACAACUAUUUAUUUUUUAAACAGAAUGCACCUUUAAGCAAACAGAAAUGAAUGCCUUUGACUUACCGACUAUGAAGGACAAUGUAAAUAGGAAUUAAAUAGUUUUAUUGAAGCCCAUGACAAAAAUUAUCAUGCAUGUUGCAUUUGUACUUUACUACACUGCAGCCAAUGUAUGUCUAUUGUGUGUGUGUGUGUGUGUGUGUGUGCGUGUGUGCGUGUGUACAUUACGAGUACACAAACUUAUCUGAGCUAUAUAAAGUUGUAUCUUUGUACUGAAGUAGGUGUUUUUAUUUGACGUGACAGAUCAUUUUUGUGGUUGAAAAAAAAGCACAAUUAAUUUGUGGGGGUGGUGCAAUUUCCCAUGUUAAUAACUGUGCUCCAUUUUAACAUGGCCAUAGAUAUCCACUGCUGGAUCAAAAUUCUGAAUAAUAAAAAUGUUGAAAUCAUCUUUUAUGAAAGAAAAAAAAAAGUUUCAGGACAGAGUGAAUUAUUAUAUAGUACAUGAUAAUGACCAUUAACUUUGUUGCUUGUGAAGGUAAUAAUUGCACUUUAAUUUAGUUUCUUUCUUUUUUUCUUUGUUGAGAAAAAUGUAAUUACUGGUGUGUUGUAUAAAAUUGUCUCUCUCAGUGAUCGUUUGAAAAGCAGUCAUGAGAAAGAAAAUGAUAUGGUUCAAAAAACAGACAUUGAUGUAAGUCAUCUUAAUGCUGAAUAGUGUAAUUUUUCAGUGUUAAAAUAGUUUAUGGCAUCACAGCUUAUGCAGACACAGCUUACACAAACUAUAAGUAAGCCAAUUAAUAUUUAUAAAUGGUGUGAAGCUAUAAAACAUCACCGACCAGCCAGACACAGCAACACUAGGUCAACAAUUAAGGCGAGUUUGGGGCAUAACUAUAUGUUUGUUUAGUUUUUUGUUGUUUGAAAUGUUCAUUAUUCUUGCAAUUCCAUUCAGUGACACUAAUAGCACAAAGAUUACACACUCCCUUACUUGCUUAUUAUUGCAGUUUAAUCAUCACUAAACAUGUAGAUCCUGUAGAAGACAUUUCAGUGAGAAUAAAAGCGUGCUUACAGUGAGGUGUUUUAUGUAACUAAUAUCAGACUCUCAAGCUGAAAUAUUUGGCACUGUUAGUGCAAAACCUAUUCAAUUAUUUAUUUACUUCACAGCAACCUUUUUGUCAUGAAGUGCUAUUGUCAUGAAGUUAAUCAAUGUGCCAUACAUACACAGGUCAUUUAAAUUUAAUAAAAAAAAGAAAAGAAAAUAUAUUUCAUAGCAUAUUAAUCACAAACUCAAACUUAUUUUAUGUGUAUAAUACAAAUAUUAGAGAUUCUUACAUAUUUCCGAAGCUCUUUUUUUUUCUCCAUGAAUGGGUUUUAAACUUAUGUGUGGAAUGUGAGGAUUCUGUAUACUGUAUUGGAAAUCUCCAAAAAUGAUAGCGAUAAUGUGUUUCGUUCCAAAAACUACUGCUCUAAAGUUUCUUUAUUCAAUUAACAAUAGGUGAAUAAAAGCACUGACAACUUUUAGCAAUUAAAGAAAGCUUUUAGGGCUUGAAACUAAACAUAUUUGAAAUUGUAUUCCACUAUUGUAAAUUGAAUAAAGAAGCAUAGAGUGCAGACCUUUUUUAUUUGGUUAUACUUGGGCUUUACACCAAAAAGCUGGGAGGCGGUAAGUUGUUUGUCAGAGCUGUGUGCUUCUUUUGAUUAGUGCAGGUUAAAAUCCUGCACUUUGAUAGUAUUUAUAACUCCUAACUUGGUUAUUUAUAACUGCAUUUCUUUCAUGAUGUGCAUUUGCGACCCAAGAAUCACAGUAUGUUGUUUUACUGCUUUACACUUCUUUGUUUUUAAUGACCCCUAUUUCCAAUCAGGAUUUAAUCAAUAGUUUUAUCAGUAUGUGCUCAUGCAAAUAUAAUGGAAUGUAAAUGCUGUACAGUUUUUAAUCAACUCCUGCUGUAUGUGUUUUUCAACAUGGUCUUUUCCUUGUACAUAAAGUCCUAUCAACUUGUUCGGCUUUGAAAAAAGAAAAACAUGCAAUGGAUACCUUUUACAUAGUAAGUA
Molecule: messenger RNA, 4741 nt
Organism: Carassius auratus (goldfish)
Lineage: Eukaryota; Metazoa; Chordata; Actinopteri; Cypriniformes; Cyprinidae
Product: D(2)-like dopamine receptor
Exons: 8
Coding region: 357-1712 (451 amino acids)
Biological process (GO): regulation of dopamine secretion; negative regulation of adenylate cyclase activity; phospholipase C-activating dopamine receptor signaling pathway
Cellular component (GO): glutamatergic synapse; presynaptic membrane; plasma membrane
Molecular function (GO): dopamine neurotransmitter receptor activity, coupled via Gi/Go; G protein-coupled receptor activity
Source: RefSeq, a predicted model, not a curated record